CCACCUACACGCCUUCGGGCAUCCAGCCUCACAGGCCCCACGGCUGUUUGCCUCCGCACCCAAACCAGCAUGUCCCGGCCCACCGGCGCCGCCUGGCGCGACGACGGGCCCUUCGACGACGCCGACACGCUCCUCGCCGCACGCCGCACGGGCGCAGACAGCGCACACCAGCCGCAACCUUCGACCUCGUCGUCAACGGCGCACUUUGCGCAGCCACUCUCGGCGGCGACGGCCUACUCCGAGCCGGCGUACGGCUACCCGCCGGGCGCGCACCCCGCGCCGCACCACGCCCAGGCGCCCGCCUACUCGGCGCGCCCGCACGACGGCGCCCAGUGGGCCUACGGCGGCCCCGGCCACGCCGGGCCGUCGCACUCGCGCGCCGCCAGCCCGAGCCCCAGCGGCGCCACGACGCCGGCGCGCGCCGAGCGCCGCACGCGCCCGCACAUGCCGCGCAAGGACUCCGAGGGCUGGGCACGCCUGCUGCGCGGCGCCGGCUACGAGGGCGCGCCGGGCGACGACGACGAGCGCGACGCCGACGACGAGGCCGAUGCGCACCACUCGAGCAGCCUGCGCCGCCUGCUGCGUGCCAUCCACGCGGGAAGCAUCGUGCUCAUGUGUCUGGGCGCCGCGCUGCUAUUCGUGCCGGCUUUGGUUGCGCUCUUUGCCUACGACGCGCGCCCCGCCAACGACUUUGCGCGCCCUGAAGUGUGGAAUGUCGGCAUUUUCUGGUGGUCCAUCUGGCUUUGCGGCGGCGUGUGGCUGAGUUGGUUCGCGGCGAGAAUUCUCUCCGCUUUUGUGCCAGCUAUCGCCGCGCGCACGCUCGGCGGCAUCGCGAGUCUCAAGGCCCCUAUUGCCUACCUCGGCGCCGUGCAGAGGUACGCGGCCAUCUUCCUCUGGACCGUGGCCGUGUGGGUCGUCUGGAUUUUUGCCAUCAGUCGCCACUACCGCGGCGCGAAUGACGCCGCAGCCGUCAGCCAGGCCUCGUCGACCGACCCGCUCUCGACGACAACGAACGGCACCUCGACGACGGCGACGAUCGCAGGCGUGAGCAGCACGGGCAACCUCAUUUUGACGGGCGGACGCCUGUGGUUUGGCUUUGUGCUGUGCGCUGCACUGCUGCUGGCCGAGAAGCUGGCGGUGCAGUGGGUCGCCUUCAGCUUCCACCGCGUCUCGUAUGAGUCGCGCAUCGCACAGUCCAAGCUGCACGUGCGCUUCCUGAUCGCGCUGUACAGCGCCUCGCGCUCGGACCUCGUCGGCAAGGGCGACAAGCUGGCGGCCGAGGCCGGCCAGGACGCUGCCGGCGGGCACACGCGCCGCGACUCCAAGGGCAACCUGCUCUCCGCGCCGCUCAAGCUGGCCAAGCGCACGGCCGCCGGCGUGAAGCGCGCCGGUCGCACAUCCACUUCGGUGCUUGGCAGCGCGGCUGCCGAGAUGACGACGCUCGGCGGCAGCACGGGCAGCCAAUCCUUCCUACCCAAGGCGAUCGUGCUCUCAGCCCUCGGCAGCGCGGCCGAGACCCGCAAGCUGUCGCGCCGCAUCUUCUACUCGUUCUCGAAGCGCGGCCCGGACGGCACGCGUGUCAUGCGUCUUGAUAACCUGCGCAUGGUCUUUCCGGAUUCGCGCACGGCUCGUGCAGCGAUGGAGAUGUUUGAUGAGGACGGAAACGGCUCGGUCGUCGAGGAGGAGUGCGAGAUGGCCUGCGCCAACGUGCGGCGCGAGCGCAACGGCUUGACCGCCAGCAUGUCGGACAUCGACUCGGCCGUGGCCAAGCUCGACUCCAUCUUCGUCUCGUGCUACCUCAUCGUCUGCCUCGUCAUCGUCUCAGCAUUACUCUCGACCAAAUUCGCGACCUUGGCGGCGAGCUUCGGCUCCAUUCUCCUCGGUCUCAGUUGGCUCAUCGGUGCCACAGCCAGCGAGGCGCUCUCGUCGAUCAUCUUCGUCUUUGGCAACCACGUCCUAGACGUCGGCGACCACUGCCAGAUCGAGGGCCUGCUUUCCAACGCUAGCGGAUCCGACGCCACAUUCAUCGUGCACGAGAUCCAGCUGCUGUCGACAGUCUUCAAGACGACGGCCGGCAAGUACGUGCAGUGCAGCAACGCCGUGCUGCGCCAAAAGGUCGUCGUCAACCUGCGGCGCUCCGGCCCAAUUGCUGAGGACUUCCAGAUCGAUGUCGACUACGGGGUUGAAUUAGCGCAGAUCGAGCGCUUGCGCGGCGACAUGCUCGAGUGGAUCCAGUCGCAGAAGCGCGACUUCCUGCCGGGCCUCGACGUGCAGAUCGUGACGCUGGCGGACCAGAGCAAGCUGCGCCUGCAGUUCGACAUCCGCUACAAGUCGAACUGGCAGACGCAGGCUGUCAAGAACCGCCGCCGCAACCGCUGGGUCCUGACGCUCAAGGAGCUGCUCCACAAGAACGCCAUCUUCGGCCCCGGCGGCGACCCCGGCGCCGUCAAGAUCUCGCGCUAUGCGCUCGUCGAUGCGCCGGCACCCGCCGCUGCCGAGCCGGCCUCGUCGCAUCGCCACGAGCCGCCGGCGGCAGAGCGCGAGCUCAUGGACGAGCCCGGCUUCCGCUCGUUCGACCACAACGUGUACGGCGAGACGGACAGCGGGCGCCAGACGCCCGCCGCGAUGCUCUCGCAGCCCGCGAGCCCCGCCGUGACGCUGUCGGCGCUGCCGGGCCGCGCGCAGCAGAGCGGCAUCGCGCUGGGCCAGCCGUCGCCGCUGCACCGCGGCCGCCCUGGCCUCGACGACGUCGAGAUGGGCCCGCGCCGCUAGUUCUCCGUCGCGCGACCCGCGUACCCUGCCUCCUAUCUGGAUUUCUGUCUCCCACCUGGACUCCCGGAUUAGAAUUCGAUUCCGUUCAGAAGCGCGGAUAGCGCCGCUCGAUCUCCGUAUGUGCCCAUGCCCGCUUCUCCGGCCCAAAGGCACCGGCCGUCUGCGGCCCCGGUCCCUCGGCCCGCGCGAUGUACUUGUAGAUGACGAGGCCCUCGAGGCCGACGGGGCCACGCGCG
Messenger RNA from Tilletiopsis washingtonensis, 3008 nucleotides. RefSeq lists its product as hypothetical. The transcript has 5 exons. Lineage: Eukaryota; Fungi; Basidiomycota; Exobasidiomycetes; Entylomatales. Gene Ontology annotation, cellular component: membrane. The record is from RefSeq and is a predicted model, not a curated record. The coding region runs from base 70 to 2772 and encodes 900 amino acids. Gene Ontology annotation, biological process: intracellular calcium ion homeostasis; calcium ion transmembrane transport. Gene Ontology annotation, molecular function: calcium channel activity.